Owenia fusiformis is the source of this 4974-nucleotide messenger RNA. The record is from the annotation of a GenBank genome assembly. NCBI's taxonomy places the organism in Eukaryota, Metazoa, Annelida, Polychaeta, Sabellida, Oweniidae.
AAUGUGAUGACCCAAGAAUAUUUUGAGCAUGUUCUAAGUUCUAGAGGACCUACGAGCCUGUUCGAGUACGUUCCAAAUAGACCCCAAACGGUUCUAACAUUUCACUUGACCUGUCCAAAUGAUUGGCUCAGGCAAUCAUGUUACAGAAGGCCAAAUCAAUUAAACAGAAAUUGAAGCGAAGUAACUCAAAUACCACCUCUAAUAAGAUCAACUCUACCGAUGCAAAAAAAGCUGAAAAGUUGGCAAAGAAAUAUGUGGGGAAGGGGAUUGCAAGAUCUAAUAGCCUGAAAGAAGUGUCAAAUAAGGAGAAAAUAAAGCAGGUGAAGAAAGACAAGUUAGAUGGAGCCAGUGCCAAAGUGUUCCAGGCCCUUGGCUACAUGGAGGGCAUCAUAUACAAGUAUGAGGUAGAAAAGAAGAUUCUAGCGAUGCUCCCAGAGUCUGCUACUAUACUACUAGAGGCCAUCAUGGAAGUGUAUACUUGCCUCAGUACGGCUUCAAUCAAUCAAGACAGUUCUGUGAUUAUCUCAUGCAGCAACCACAUCAACCAGACUGUAGCAGACCUGAUCAAGUGGGUAGAUGGGAUCAUGGUGAAGGGAGAAGAGGCAAUAAGUAAACAAGAGGCCAUACAGAUCAUUCAAGCAGUCAAAACUGCAGUCAAGGAUCUAGUCACAUUGUCCAAGGACAAACUCCAGGGAGGAGGGGGUAACUACAGCACACUGCAACCCAAGUCCCCAACUAAAGCUUCAGUAAAGGAUAGCUCAAAGCGUAACUCUCUCCCAGACAUCCCAUUAAGUCCAAGGGAGGAACAGAUUCUACAAGACACCAAGUUCCCAUGUGUCAAUGAUAACUCUGAUGAACCUCCUCCUAAACCACCACUUCCAAAAAAUUGGGAGUCACCGACCAUUAAGCGAAGUAACCCAGUUGUUUCAAUAGAUGGCGUGCCUCCUCCAUUGCCAGUGAAAACUCGGGGUAGCUCAAUGGGCCGUGAUGUUGAAUCGCCAGAUAGAAUAUUCGACAUGUUGCGUCCUGGCUUUUCUGGGGGUAAAGACAGUCAGAGUAGUGGGGAUAAAUCACCAGUAAAAUCCCCUAGCGGUUCCAACACCACCUCCAGUCCCCAAAAACAGGAUGUCUAUGAUAUGCUUCACCCAGGGUUCUUGGGAAAUAAAAAUGGAGGUAGUCCUAACACAUGUAGGAGCCUCUCCCCAGUGACAAUGCGGAGUGCAUCCCCUGGGAGCAGCGUGGGGUCAAGUCUGGCCCCCUCCCAAGAAGAUCUCCUUGGUGAUCAGAACUCUAGCUUUGAGACAAGAUUGUCUAUGUAUGAUAAUCAACUUGGAUUGACGCCCACUUCAAAAUUCCCCGUAACUGGAUUUGAGGAUUUAAAUGAACGUUUUAAUGCCAUGACGUCAAGUCUGUCUUUAGAGCCGCCAUCAUUGCCCAUGAAGCAAGCUAGCAUUAUAGAUAGGUUCUCAGCAUAUGAUAACUUAAGCAAGCCAGGAUCCCAGAUGCAAACUCUCUCAUCGAAAAUGAUGAAUAACUCACUAAAGUCCAAUAUAAUGAAUUGUGGAUUGUCAUCAAAUAUGAUGACUGGUUCUCAGUCUAAGACAAUGAGUCAGUCUUCCAGUCAACAAUAUUUUUCAUCCUCCUCUUCUUCAUAUUCUUCCUCGUCAUCCCAGUCUUUCCAAAAAUCUAUGCAGUCUUCAUCAUCCAGCGAGACUCGUGGUUUUUCUGGGACAUCAAAUGGUGGGGGUUUCGGGGAAACUGUUGUCCAGGAGCAUCAGCAUCAAAGUGCAGUAGAAACCAAGCAUGUAGUCGAUGAUGGCACGGGGUCGCCACAAACAGUCCAUAUGUCGCAAAUGAAAAAUGCAACUGCUGGGAAGAGCACGUCUCAUAAUGCAGGCCCUGACAACCCUAAUAAUUACAAACUUGAUGAGGUAACUAGUGCUGCACAUUCUAAGUCAAUGACGAUGCAAAACGAUGGCACUGGUACCCCACCCAAGUAUCACGUUGAGGAGCUUAAAAAUGUCAAACAGGGUAAAUGUUUGACAGGAUAUAAAGAUGGCGAUUUGUCUCAACCAAUCAAAAUGGCUGCUGUGCAGAGUGACACUGCUGGGAGGAGCAUGUUAAUUGACCAAUCAGAUCGCAAUGCAGCACCAACAUACCAUAUAAAUGAAAUGAGAAACACGACAGAAGGAAAGGGUAUUAUGGGCAUUAAAGAUGGUUCACCUCUGAAGAUAGCGGAAGUGGCUUCCUCUACUGUACAAAGGGGUGCCACAGUCAACCCAAAUGGCCAGGUGAAUAUGAGACAGACUCAGUCUCAGCAGCAACAAGGGAAGAAACAGAUAGGAGGCCUCUCUGGCUCAGUAGAGACAUUUUCAAGUGGGAGCUCAGACACUACAAGUGGUGUGUUCUCUAGUAUGGAGAGUUUACCUAAGAUGCCACCUCCCCUGCCCAUCAAGUCAAAACCAAUUCAUGCCUACAUGGGGUUGUUUCAAAUCGGCCAUCAGGAUUGGACGCCUCCAAGUGUGCAGGACUUCCAUCGCAACAGCAUGCGGUCUGUCAACUUCUACCAGACAAACUUUGAGCGUCACAAUAUGGCACUGUUCAACCCUAUGGCCCGCUCAAACACAAUCUCGAUCAUGUCUAACAUCUCCGGGUCUACGGGAUCAGAUGUUUUCUCACUUGGGGGCCUAAGCAGCUCAAGUUCUUAUUAUGACAACAUCAAUCAGACUCCAUCACCUAGGUUACCACCGAAGAAAAAUCGGACAAGUGAGCUGACGACAUCAUCAGGACGCAACAGUGCUGCAGAGUCUGUCAACUCUGAGCCGAGCAAUUUGGGAAUACCCCGUUACCCUGCCCUGACUGCCCCACCCAGGAGUGAGAGUGAGCCUAGAAAGUUGAAGUAUUCUGAGGAGGAAGAGAAAGUGGUUGAUACAGACUCUGAUUUUAGUGAGCCAUCCUUCCUUGAUGAGCCUGAUGUUUCUGAUAUGCUUAUAAGGAAAGCAGAGGCUGACAAGACUGAUAACGCAUCAGACAUCAAAGGAGGAAUGCUAGAUGCCCUUGUGGUUCAUGCAACAGCAGCCACCAAACAUGAUUUUAUGUACCAAGAAGCGUUCUUGACGACAUAUCGCACAAUGUUGACCCCCAAGGAAUUGAUUGAUAAGAUCAUGUAUCGCUACAAUAAGUUCAACCCGCAUAGUGAUGAUCGCAAGAAGCGGCUGGCCAGGAAUGCAUUCUCAUUGUUAGUGAGAGUUGUCGAUGAACUAUGUUGCGAACUAGACAAUGUGAUAGUGAAUACACUUCUUGGGAUAGUUUAUGAUUUUGUGUGUAGUGGGGAGUUGAUGCUUGCACGUAUUCUACGCAAGAAAGCGCUGGAGAAGUUGGAGCUGAAGAGACUGAUGAUGACCAAUAUUUCUAGCACUGUCCUCUCUUCUAGACCUGCUACCACUAAGGAGUUAAAAGUGACUGAUUUCAAGGCCCAUGAAAUAGCUGAGCAGAUGACACUCUUAGAUGCAGAACUCUUCCAGAAAAUAGAGAUCCCAGAGGUGCUUCUCUGGGCCCAAGAGCAGUCUGAAGAACUGAGUCCCAACCUUACAAUGUUUACAGAACACUUCAACAAGAUGUCAUACUGGUGCCGAUCUAUGAUUCUAACACAAGAGGACCCCAAAGAACGAGAAAAAUACUUAGUCAAGUUCAUCAAGGUCAUGAAGCAUCUGCGUAAGAAGAACAACUUCAACUCCUACUUAGCCAUCCUGUCAGCUGUAGAUUCAGCCCCUGUGAGGAGGCUGGAGUGGCAGAAACAAAAUGUGGAGGUGUUAAAAGAUUUCUGUACACUCAUAGAUAGUUCCUCAUCCUUUAGGAACUACAGGAAUGCGUUGGCUGAGAGUGAACCUCCAUGUAUACCUUAUAUUGGUUUGGUGCUACAAGAUCUUACAUUUGUCCAUAUUGGUAACCAAGACUUCCUGCCAGAUGGCUGUGUCAACUUUGUCAAAAGAUGGCAGCAGUUUAACAUUCUGGACAAUAUGAGACGCUUCAAGAAAUGCCAUUACACAUUCAAGAAGAACCCCAGGAUUAUAACCUUCUUCAAUGACUUUGAUGAUUUCCUGAGUGAGGAGGCACUUUGGCAGAUCUCUGAGUCCAUUAAGCCAAGAGGAGGCAAAAAACACUAAUUAUGUGCAUAAUUAAAAUGUGAUAUGAUUGGCUGGAAUAUAUUAGUGUUAUACACAUGAACUUAAAUGGCUAAUAUAAGUGAUAUAUUUGGAUUUGAUUGGCUUUAAUGAAAUGGAAUAUAUUAUACACCAUCAUUUGAUUCGCUGAGAGAUACACAUUUAAGAUUUUGUUGGCUCAAAUGAAUCAUGUGACAGCACUGAUUAUGUGCAUAAAUAAAAGUCAAAACAUGAUUGGCUGGAAUUUGUUACACACUUGGAUCUACAGUUGGAUUAAACUAGCUGAAUUGAGUGAUACUCUUGAAUUUGAUUGCCUUAAUUGAAUCUGAAGACUAUGUCAAAUCUAUCUGCCAUUCAAGAAUCACACUCAGAGUCACAACUGGUAUGAGUGGCUGAAGUCUUUAACCUGAACUUGAUUGACACAUAGGGAAUAUUAUCUGAUUAUGAUUGGCUAAUAUGAACAACAAAAUGAACAUCAGAUUGGCUGGAAAUAAUGAAGAAGUUAAUCCUGAUUGGGUGAAAGUAGAUUAGUCCUCCUGUAUCAAAUAAGCUGAACCAAGUGUAGUAGCCAGCAAGAUAUGCAAGAUCUGCAUAAAAAAUGUGAUAAGAAGACUGACAGGUUAGGAUGACAGACUCUUCAAUCGGAAAUUAAGAAAGUCAUGGAUUGCUCUAACUAUGGAAUGAGAAUAUAUGCAUGUUCCAACAAAAAUGGGCUAACCAUAGAAUGUGCAAUUUUAUGCAUCGCUGUUUACCAUUGGUUUAUCGAUCCAUACUACAAUACUUCAGUAUAUGCCACUAUAUGUAGGCAAAU